UUAUUCUCUGUCUCUAAUGAUCUCUAUUUGAUCUCAACAGCCAAAUCGGCCUAUUCUAUUUGGAUGUUGAAUCUUGGACAGUGCCAUAUCUACCGCGCGGCUUUUCAUAAGUUAUCUGAAACGACAAAGCCGCUUAGAAUAAAGAAAAGGAUGUGAAAAGAUGAUUAAUGCAGAAAUGAAAAUUCCAAGAAUUGGGUGAUGGAAGCAUGCAGCUGGGGAAUGAUCCUACAGUGCAGUUACAUACUUUGUUAUCCCUUUCGAUCAACCAGAACGACAAGCCGGCCUGUGAACAUGAAACCACCUCGUCCGGCCUUCUUAACGAUAGCAAACUUAUGUUCUUCCAUCGCUUCAUGUUGUUAAUUCAGCAAUAUAUAUAUAUAUAUAUAUAUAUAUAUAUAUAUGUAUGUAUGUUUGUAUGUAUAUAAGCACUAAGAAUUGUUUCCUUCUAUCUUCUAUGAGUUUUCCCUUUUUGGCUCUUUGAAAUACAAUUCACCCGCGAGAAAACUGAACCCAGAUCCGUUGAAAUUUGAAUGGAAGCCAAGCUGAAAGCAGAGGAAACAAAGUCCGGGGGCUGGUUUUGGUGGUUAAUGGUGUUGGUGAUUGGAGCUCUUGUAGUCGCAGCGGCUACACUGACUAUUGUAAGAGAUUUCCGUCGCUCAGGGCCAGCUUCAAGAAUCCCCGGCCACCCCGGCGCUAUUGUUGAAUCAUACGCCUUUGCUCUCGAAACAGCUCUGCAAUUCUUCGACGUUCAAAAGUCAGGUAGGCUGGAGAACAAUAGGAUUGCGUGGAGAGGGGACUCGGGGUUAAGAGAUGGGAGUGAAGAGAACUUGGAUUUGUCGAAAGGAAUGUACGAUGCAGGUGAUCUGAUCAAGUUUGGAUUCCCCAUGGCUUUUACGGCAACAAUGUUAUCGUGGGCGAUUCUUGAAUACGGGGAUCACAUGAGUGCAGUGAAGCAACUGGGACAUGCUCAGGACUCACUCAAGUGGAUCACUGAUUACCUUGUCAAUGCUCAUCCUUCUGCAAAUGUGCUUUAUGUUCAGGUGGGUGAUCCUGAACUAGACCACAACUGUUGGCAAAGACCUGAAGCCAUGACUGAGAGAAGACCUCUGGUGGAGGUUAACAUGUCAUUCCCUGGAACAGAAGUUGCAGCAGAAACUGCAGCAGCUAUGGCAUCAGCAUCUCUGGUUUUCAAGAAAAUCAAUUCUACUUACUCUAGAAUGCUCCUUAUGCAUGCACAACAGCUAUUUGCUUUCGCUGAUACUUAUAGAGGUUCAUACAGUGUCAGCAUCCCCCAAUUGCAGAAAUACUACAACUCCACAGGAUAUGGAGAUGAACUCUUAUGGGCAGCUACUUGGCUCUAUCAUGCUACUGGAGAACGAUCAUACCUCAGAUAUGUAACUGAAAAAAACGGCAAGGGAUUUGCUAACUGGGGUAGUCCAACUUGGUUUAGUUGGGAUGACAAGCAUGCUGGAACUCAUAUUCUCCUGUCUAGGAUAAAUUUCUUCAAUGCAGAAGAUGUGUCAAUGGCUGAGAAUCUUGAUCUCCAGCUGUACAGGAUAUCUGCUGAGACCAUCAUGUGUGCACUUCUACCAGAUUCACCAAUGGCCACUUCUGACAGAACAGAUGGUGGUCUGAUAUGGGUAAUAGAGUGGAACUCUCUACAGCAUCCUGUGGCAUCUGCCUUCCUGGCUGUUCUUUAUAGUGAUUACAUGCUCACAUCCCAGACUGAAACUCUAUAUUGCAGUGGUAGAUCAUACAAGCCAGAAGAUCUUCGUAAAUUUGCCAUUUCUCAGGCAGAUUAUGUCUUGGGAAAAAAUCCAAUGAAGAUGAGCUAUCUUGUUGGAUAUGGGAGUGAUUACCCUCAAUAUGUACACCACAGAGGAUCUUCAAUUCCUGUUGAUGCUGACACUGGCUGCAGGGUGGGGUUUAAGUGGCUUAAUUCUUCCGAUCCCAAUUGCAAUGUGGCUAUUGGAGCACUUGUGGGUGGACCCUUCCUAAAUGAGACCUAUAUCGAUUCCCGAAACAACUCAAUGCAGGGUGAACCAACCACUUACAACAGUGCUCUCAUCGUUGGCCUUCUCUCUGGCUUGAUAUCCAGUUCUUCAGUGGUUAGGAAUUUUGCUUAGAUGGUAAUUUAAGUAUCUCAAAUAGGAGAGAGGUAGAUAGAUUAAAGUGAACCCUAAAGAGCCCACUUCAUGCAUAUGUUUCUGUCUCUCUCCCACUCGAAAACCGUUUUGAAUUAGCCAACAAUGUAUAGGACCCUCCAUGAAGUUUUGUUUCGUAGUGUAUAUAUAUAAUGAAAGACUCGCGCAGUAAUGAAAUGAAAUAGAAGAAAAACUUGU
This is a messenger RNA of Juglans microcarpa x Juglans regia, 2342 nucleotides long. Its product is annotated as endoglucanase 2-like. Gene Ontology annotation, molecular function: hydrolase activity, hydrolyzing O-glycosyl compounds. The transcript has 6 exons. Lineage: Eukaryota; Viridiplantae; Streptophyta; Magnoliopsida; Fagales; Juglandaceae. The coding region runs from base 531 to 2126 and encodes 531 amino acids. Gene Ontology annotation, biological process: carbohydrate metabolic process. The record is from RefSeq and is a predicted model, not a curated record.